Messenger RNA from Closterium sp. NIES-65, 1522 nucleotides. The record is from the annotation of a GenBank genome assembly. NCBI's taxonomy places the organism in Eukaryota, Viridiplantae, Streptophyta, Zygnematophyceae, Desmidiales, Closteriaceae.
AGGGGCUGCAGGCGCUGGGCGUGCACUGGUGCAAGCUGAGUUCAUAUGUGCUACCCACACCUUCCCAUCCCUCCUCACCCCUCCCCAACCUUCCCCACCCAUCUUCACCACUUUCCAUCGCUUCCCACCUCUGUGUUCUCUUGAACUUUCAGACCUGUGGAGUUCGGAAGACCACGAAGCAAUCGAGGGGCUGCAGGCGCUGGUCACUGGUGCCGCUCAGUCUGAGGCAAUAAACCUGUGGAGUUCUGAAGACUACAAAGCAAUAGAGGGGCUGCAGGCUCUGGGGGUGCACCGGUGCAAGCUGAAGGAGAUAGCCGACGCCACCCAGGGGUUCAAGACGCCGCUGGGGGAGGGCGGAUACGGACAGGUGUACCGAGGAGUGCUCAAAAAUGGAGAGGUGGUGGCAGUGAAACGAGCCAAGGGGCAUGUGAAGGCGGGCGAGCAGCUGCUGGUGCAUGAGUUCAUCGAGCGAGGGACGUUGGAGGAUAUGCUGAGACCCAACUCAAAGCACCAGUUGACAUGGCGGCAGCGAGUCAACAUUGCAUGUGGGGCAGCCAGUGGGUUUGCGUACCUGCACCAUCAGAUCAAGCCCCCUAUUAUCCACCGCGAUGUCAAGACGGCCAACAUCCUCAUCACAGCAGGCCUCGAGGCCAAGGUGGCCGACUUUGGUAUUUCCAAGGCUGUGCCUGAGGAGGCGGAGGGCGGGGGGAGGCUGGAGACGCAAGUGAAAGGCACGGUGGGCUAUUUGGACCCACAAUAUUUCCAGAGCGACCUGCUAACUGAGAAGAGCGACGUCUACAGCUUCGGCAUCGUGCUGCUAGAGCUCGCCACUGGCCUCCGCCCGGGGGGAGCAGUGGGUGGAGGAGCAGGGGGGGGAGCAGGGGGGGGAAGGGGGGGAGGAGAAGGGGGAACAGAGGGCGGAGGGGAAGGGAGAGGUGGUGGGGGAGGUGGAAAGGUGGGGAUGAGUGAGGGGAAGGCAAUGGAGGAGACGUGUGGGAGUGAGGCCUUGGAGGAAACGUUUGAGUGGUUUGUGCGGCUGGCAAUGCGGUGUAGCUUGAAGCAGGUUCAGAACCGACCUGACAUGCAGCAGGUUUUGAAGGAGUUGGAAGGGAUUAAGAGGCGGUUGAACUGGGUUUCUGCUUCCCGUGCUGCUGGUGCUGGUGAUGCUGGUGGCUUUGCUGCUCCUGGUGGUGCUGCUGCUACCGGUGUUGCUGAUGUUGGUGGUGGUGAUAGUGACACGCGUGAGAAUGGCGAAGGGUACAAUAUGGAAGGGGAGCCUGUGUGUGCGUCCAAGUCACAAACGAGUGACAGGUUCUGGAAGGAAAUAGCUGCAGCGGCGUCAGGAGGGGCUGCAAGGGAGGAUUGGGGUGAGGAGGAUGAGGAUGAGGAGGUUUCGUGGUAUGAGGAGCGAAUGAAGCUGCAAGGAGGGAAGGGUGGGACGUCGAGCAGCGGUGGGGAUGGGUUGAGUCCGACAAUGACGUUCAGUGGGAGUGUGCAUAAAAGAGACGUGAAUCCCCGGUGA